GGUGGUAGUGGCGGCGGUGGCAGGCAGAGCGCGCGGGAGUCCCUGUCGGUGAUCGUGCCGCCUCAGGACGUGGACGUGGACUCGCGCGACGCCGACUCGGAGCUGCUCAGUCCGGGAAAGCUAACGCCGACCUCGGGGAUUAGCGUGUCGGUCGCGAGUAUGAUCGACGCGACGGACUUCAGGGCGAUGCAGCCGGAGCCGACGUAUCAGACACUAACCUCGGUAGCUGAGAGGAUGUCGCCACCCGGCUUCAGUCCAGGCUCCUCGUACGCGACUCUGACGCCGCUGCAGCCGUUACCGCCGAUCUCCACCAUGAGCGACAAGUUCGUGUACGGCGGUCACGCUGCCGGCGGCGUCACCGGCAGUUUCGCCGUUAUGCAGAACAACGGCCUGGGUAACAUCGGCCUCGGUAUGGGCGGCUCGCCGUACGCGUACGACAAGCUACCCACCAUGGGUAUGUCGCCGCCGCACAACUAUCCUUCGCCCGGCGCGGGAUUGCAGCCGAGUCCGCUGUCGCCGCAGAGCGCGUACAGCCAGAGCGGCCUCAAUUCACCGCACAAGUCCGCGAGUCCUCACUACGACCCGGCUUUUUUGCCGCGACUGCAGCAGAGCCCGGCGGCGCUCAGCCCGUCUUCGCCGCCGGCCGUCUCGGCGACCGCGAGUUUCGCGCCAUCGCAUCAUUCACCGCCCACGCACUCGGUACCGGCUGCUUCGCCGCCGCCGAUGCAGACGCAGCUGCAGCAGCAGCAGCAGCAGCAGCAGCAACAGCAGCAGCAGCAACAGCAGCAACAGCAGCAGCAACAGCAGCAGCAGCAGCAGCAACAGCAGCAGCAGCAGCAGCAGCAGCAGCAGUCGAUGCUGCAACAGACGAUAUCGCACACGCAGCACGUGCAACACACGUCGGUGGUGAUGAAGACGGUGUCGGCGGCGGGCAACGGCGCCGGCGAGGUCGAGGAGAUCAACACAAAGGAACUGGCGCAGCGGAUCAGCGCGGAGCUCAAGAGGUACAGCAUACCGCAGGCGAUCUUCGCGCAACGUGUGCUCUGUCGCAGCCAGGGCACGCUCAGCGACCUGCUGCGCAACCCGAAGCCCUGGUCCAAGCUCAAGAGCGGCCGCGAGACCUUCCGGCGGAUGUGGAAGUGGCUGCAGGAGCCCGAGAUACAGAGAAUGUCGGCCUUACGGCUAGCAGCCCUGAGCAACUGCUCUGAGAGCGGAGGCGAGCCGGACGCAAUGCUGGAUAUCCACCACCCAGGAACCGGGAUCGACUCGCACCACCAACAGUUUCACAACUCCUAUGCAUGCAAGAGGAAAGACGAGAUGGCGAGCCAGGCAGAACACCAACAGCCCGCCCCCAAGAAACCGCGGCUGGUUUUCACAGACCUUCAGCGCCGUACUCUACAGGCUAUUUUUAAAGAGACCAAGAGGCCGUCGAAGGAGAUGCAGGUGACAAUCGCGAGGCAGUUGGGCCUGGAACCGACGACGGUCGGGAACUUCUUCAUGAACGCUCGACGCCGCUCGAUGGACAAGUGGAAGGACGAGGAUCCGAAGACGGUGGCGGUCGAGGAGGAACAGUUGUCGCCCACGAUAGCCAUCGGCCAGCGCCAACCGAGCGACGUUUUGUGACACACGUCCGACCACGAGGAGUAUCACGACGAGUCGCCCGAGGAGGACCUGCCCUUCUCGUAAGGGCGGCGAAAUCACCUCGUGGGACGCGCUCUCGCCCGACCACGCGUUCGAUCACGAGGGUCACCGUAGCUGCGCGUUCUCUCAGAACUCUCCUUCUCGCACUGUCACACAGUUCCUCUCCGACGACGCGCUCUGUCAGCGCGCGGUCGGAGACUCCUUUGGGGUGGUUUAUUAAAUCGCGUCAACUCCUUAAUUCAUUCGUUUGCUCGCGGUAUUUCGUUCGUUUGUUCUCGCUCGUUCGUGUGAUACGAUUAAGUUUCUAUUAGCGUCUAUUGCGUUGUUGUCGAUCGCCGAUUCCACCGCCGCCGGCGAAGGAGACGGCCGGCGUUACGAGGCGAAAUUCGCGGAUCUCCGUGAGACUUCCGAGCGGGUCACGAUCUCACGGACGAUUAUUUUGCGUUCAAAUGGAGCGAAACGCCCAAUUACACUGAGAAAGGGACACUUGAAAACUUCUUUUGCGCGCGGGACAUAAAGUUCCUUCGCAGAAAUAAACCUUACUUCACCGAAGCGGACUUUAUAUCUCAUGAAUAAAUUUUCGAGUAUUCUUCUUCUCAGUGUAUUGCCGAGCCCCUCUCUCUCUCUUUGACAACUCGGUUUUUCUGAAGCGUCAAUGACUAAGAGGGUUCGUCGGUGAAGAGGCGGUUUGCCCCAAUCUUUGGCGGAGAUCUCGCGCGAGAAAUUCUCAAUUACAACGUCCUCUCUGAUUCACCCGGUGGAGAAGGGGAGGUGAGCCGCGCUGAAUCGACGACCCACGGAUCGAACUUUCGUAGAUCGAGCUGCGCGUCGCAGGGGUGAGAGCGUCCCCCCAGCCGCUGGUUGCGAUCGAUCAUCACGAUCAUCUUUCUUUCGCGAAGCGAUCCCGCCGACCGCGGACUGCACCUCACAGUAUCUAAUCCUGCGUUCCUAAGCUAGUGAAUUUCCGAGCGUUGCGCGAUCGGCAGACCGAUCUACCGAUAGAGGCUCUCGAGUCAAUGCUUAAAGUCGAGAUACGGGCGACUAGAGGAAGGAAGAGACAGAGAGAAAGGCGACAACUCGCGGCUCUCGUCUCGGCUUUGAGCAGCUCUCGCAAACUUCGUGCCAUAGUUUGCCAUAUUAGCGUAUAAGUUAUGUUCCCAUACGAUUAGCACGCGGGCCUCGCGUCCGACUCGGUGGUCCCCGUGCGCUUCUAGUCCCAAUGCAAGGCGCGAGCGAGCGAGGACGGAACGUCCGCGUUGAUCGCGAGGCGGGCCCUCACGUUUCUUCUAGUCAAAAUUCGGAAGCUUUUCUGAGUUUGCACCUGCGCCCGCGCGCCCGGAGGGUCGCUUUCCGGCGGAGAAAGAGAGAGAGAGAGAGAGAGAGAAAGUGCUUUUGAGCCGGCGAGUUCGCGACGUGUGUCGUGCCGAAAACAUGGCGUUCUAGUUUGUAUAACGCGGGCCGACAGUUCGCGACCCUUUGUUGACUUUGUUAACCCCCCUUCUCCUCCCUCCGUUUUUCCCCAUUUUCCCCCUCAUAGGACGGACCGCCGCUUCAAGCGCGUCUCGCGCGGCGGAGCUUGAUCUCGUAGAAGAUGCGGAAUGCUUCUCGCGUUUAUCGCGCGGAACUUUCAGCCACUCCCCGACAAUCGCGAACGACCGUCACGCUUGUUCGCAUUUUCUUUUCUUUUCUUCGCUUUGAACGAGUUCGAGAUCGAGCCGCUGCGCUGAGUAGUUGCCGCGAUGCGCCGACGAAGACGUGACUGAAGCAGCGCGACUCUUUGCGAUCGGCAGAGAAUUUUUUCGAUCGCGCCUCGACGAAUAGUUUCGUUCGCGCAGAUGGUGCAUUGCUGUGUCGAAAAGUCCGCGGUGUCUCGCGCAGGACGCGCGUCAGGAUGCGCUCCCUCCAUCUGUCUCGGUUGCGAACCGAGUCGCCUCUUCCCUCGACGCGAAUUUCGCGACACUCUCUCGACGUUGAGUCUGUCUUGCGACGACGAAAUCCGGAGAGUGACGUCUCUGUCCAUUGACAACCAUUACUGACAACCAUUAACGAUUCGCUGCGAAUAACGAUGAGCAGCAGGAGGACCGGACGGAGGGAGAGCGUGACCUUUAACGCGCAUCAUCCUGCGUUUACCGAAUAAAAAUCGAAUCGGUCGUCCGUUUCCCCUCGCGAAAGGGGGUUAAUCGGCGUUUUCGACGGGUACGAGUGGCGCGAGAGAAAGAGGGAGAGAGAAAAAGAGAGAAAGUGAGAGGGAGAAAGGAGAGAGAGAAAGAGAGAGAAAAAAGGGGUUUGAUGAUGAUCGCGCAAUCAGCGGCGCCGAAUGCGCGACCAACUCGUCGUGUCCCUUGCUGGUCAGACGAAAUGUGAACCAAUUUUCAAAGUGGCUUCGUGUGAGGGUGCACGUGCCACACACACACAAGUGAUAUAUAUAUGUAUGUAUAAACAUGUAUAUCAGAGUGGACGCUCUUUUGUGCGAACCGAUGGUGGGAGCGGGGAGGAAGGGAGAAGGGGAAAAAGAGAAAGAGAGAGCAAUUUUUAAAACGGAUGGUUGCACUAUAGUGUACGAGAGAGAGAGAGAGAAAGAGAGAACGACAGAGUAUAAGCGAGAAUGUGUGAGAAAGACAGCGUGUGAGAGAGAUAGAGAGACUUUGCGAGCCGCACUCGAUAUCGUACUGCAAUUGUGCUGUGCUAUUGUACAUAUUAAAAAAGGAAAAGGAGUACACGCGACACACUCACUCACACACAGAGACACACAUAACAUAUAGCCGUACACACAACACAUACACAUAAUUUGUACGUGUACGUAUGUAUACAGAUGGACACACACAUAUACACACACACACACACAUACACACACACACACACACACACACACACACACACACACACACACACACACAUACACACACACACUUUUAUUACGUAAGCGGCGUUCGCUAAAGCCGGGCGAAAACGAAUCGGUGUGACGUUUGAUUGCAGAAAAGUGCAUUCCAACCGACUUGCAUCCCGCGUGGCUCUCGCGCAGGGAUCCUUUUUUAAGCUUCGAUGCAACGUCGCGAUCGGCGAGCGAUCGGUUUUGCGAAAUUUCGUACGACAACGCGAGCCACGUUCGCGUUCUUUCAUUUAUGAUGUCUCACAACCCACAAUCUCAACGACGACCAGUCUGGAAUCCGAUUUGCAAUGGACCUUUCCUCGGAGGAGAGAAAUGUUCAAGAAUCAAUAACCUGAGAAUUACAAUUACGAUUGCUAAAAAAAUGAAACAGAAAAACAGUCUUUUGCAAACUAAGCUUCAGGUACGAACGAGUAUUCAUAACAAAGACAAUAUUCCUCGAUUAAUUUCGUGCGAAUCUGAACGAAAUUCCAAUUUGAGGCUUAGCUACGCACCACACGAAAUUGAAAAGCCAUGAAACAUAAAAAUGGUCGCUUCCAUUGAAGGAAAAAUUGACUCCCCAAGACUGGUCGUAGGAAAUUGAUGAUGAGAGAAACUCGGCAUACGAAGAAUCGCAUGAUCGUCGCGUUCGCCUCGGAAUUACGCGCAAUCGUUCGUCUCGGGCGCGCACGCGAAACUCGGUACGUUCCUUUCGCGCGCGCGUCUUUUUCGCAUGUUCACGGCGAUGUUACCUACGGCAUGUUACUUAAUUUAUUUUAGGAUAGAUGAAAAAGCGCCGGCGCGUCCGCGGCUUUAGAAGCCACCACGGUUUCGUCAUCUUGUCACAAGCGCGCGUAAUUUAUUGUGUGAUAAUUUUGUAAUGUUACAUCUCGACCCCCUUUAGUGUGUGCAUGGCGACCUCGAGGUAUGUUACCGCUUUCGUGCAACAACAACAACAGCAGCAGCAACAACCUCCUUUCUUAAGAGAAAAACGUAAGAAACAACACGAGGAAAAAAAUCCGAGAGGAAGCGGGGGAAGAGGAAGAGGAGACGGACGGGGGAUGAGGAAGAGGACGACGAAGAAGCAGAGGAAGGAAUCAGAGUACACCAACACGUUUCUCCUCGUUGCACCGAAUUAAUUAGCGUUUCCCGAGCGAACACAAGCGCUCACACUUAAUUAUUUAUUGCUAAUUUAUCAGGAACGGUCUCAAAUAAACGGUCAUUCAAA
Messenger RNA from Odontomachus brunneus, 5735 nucleotides. RefSeq names its product homeobox protein onecut-like. Gene Ontology annotation, molecular function: DNA-binding transcription factor activity, RNA polymerase II-specific; RNA polymerase II cis-regulatory region sequence-specific DNA binding. Bases 160 to 1623 code for a protein of 487 amino acids. Gene Ontology annotation, cellular component: nucleus; transcription factor TFIIA complex. The record is from RefSeq and is a predicted model, not a curated record. NCBI's taxonomy places the organism in Eukaryota, Metazoa, Arthropoda, Insecta, Hymenoptera, Formicidae. Gene Ontology annotation, biological process: regulation of transcription by RNA polymerase II; transcription initiation at RNA polymerase II promoter. The transcript is spliced from 4 exons.